UAAUUAACGGGGGUGUAUUCGAUUGGGAUUUUAAUGCAUUGUUUUUAGUCUAUGGAUUUUAAUGGAUUGUAUGGGAUUUUGAUUUUGUGCGGAUUCUUGAUGAAAUGUCGUAGAAUUGAUAGGAUUUAGGUACAAUGCUUCAAAAUCCCAUUGAAUUUGAUGGGAUUUCAAAAAACUUAAAAUACACUGAAGAAUGCCACAAAAUCCAUCAUUUUAUGAAAUGAAAAAAAAUCCAUCAGCAUUUGAAUACCAUCAGAUUUUAAUGGAUUUUAAACAAUCCCAAUUGAAUACCAUCGGAUUUUAAAGCAUAAUUUAAAAUCCCAAUUGAAUACCACCAGAUUUUGUGGCAUAAUUUAAAAUCCCAAUUGAAUACCUCAAGAUUUUAAUGGAUUUCAAACAAUCCCAAUCGAAUACCCUCGAAUUUCAUGAAUGCAAAAAAAUCCUUUAAAAUCCCAAUCCAAUACACCCCUCUAAAUCCUAAAUUAUAGCAAUCAUGUUAGUGGCACGCGGGUAAAGAAAAUUCGAAUUUUUGUUUGCUCUCCUCACACCGUAGAACCGUGAUCUGCUUUUCCCACCGCAUCAUUUUCCUUCUUCUCCGACCUGCGUUGUCGACGGACCCGACCCGGUAGUUAACCUCCUACAGAUAUGGCAGCGUUCUUUUUUCUCCUCUCUUUUCCAAACGUGCUUACUUCUCGGAUUAAACUACUCUCAUCACACCAUCAUUCUGUUUAGACACCGAUCCAUUGUCGAAGAUACUAAGCGCCAGAUUACCAAAUCCCGGUUCUGGUGAUCAUAUCUGUUUUACAAGCACACAACUUAAACACAAUAAUCAUCUUUGACAUAUCCUGAUAUUCAAGUUUUUGCACAACCUUGAAACUGGGAAAAAGAGAAGAUAUAAUAAAUUUGUGACAUUCUAAAAAACGAUGAAGGGGAUUGGGUCAUGGACGUGUGUUGAUGCUAAGGAUGCCGAAAAACAAGUCAGCAUAAAAAACGAUGAAGGGGAUCAGGUUUGACCGGGAACUCAAUGUUUUCAUUAAUAAAACUUUAUGUUCGGAAUCCUCUUCAGACUCCCAGUACGAAACCAAGAUAUAGGAUGGGAAGAUCUUUCAAAGUAUAAGUAUACACAUUAUCAAACUCAAACUAUCCACGCAUCUUGGAAAGUUUAGCAUUAACAAGAAGAAAAGGUGAGCGACGCUAUAUUAGUGUUAUUGUGCCAGAGCACAACCAGGUGGAUCAUUGUGUCUUGACAUAUAAGGCAGUGCUGGCAUGUGAAAGUUUGAUUCCUAACUUUCAAAAUUAAUUUCUACUUAUUAUAGUUCAUUCAUUGAAGCUUGCUUGAAGUAAGUAUUUGACCCCUUAUUAUAAUAUAAGCAAUCUUUUUGAUUAUGACAAAUACCACUUAUAUACCUUCAAGUUUGUUGUUUUCGUCAAGAUAAUGACCACGCUGAGAUGUCUAACAGUCUAAUGCUGGCGGAGCAAGCAUCAAAACGGGGAGCCAAAAUUUUGAUGCCAACUUUCAAUGAUGUUAGUGAAGAAUUUGCAAUGUGAAGAUGGUGUCUGUGUUAUGCUUACAGGGAGAGUUGAAGCUGGUGGCAGGGAGAUUGAGCGACCAUAAACCAACUGCAUUUUCCCAUACAAUGGCGAGGAUACUGCAGGUAUACUUGAAGUUUCAUGACUACUGCUCACCAGCAGUAGUAACCGGAAAAAACCAGCAGAUCACUCUACAUAGCUGCCGAACAGAAUUUCUUUUCCCAUUUGCAGAAAACCAGAAACUAGCACCAGAACAAUCCAGACAGACCUCCAGGAUCACAUGCACAAAGGAUCAUCACAGCAGGGUUCCAGAACAGGGCAGUCAAACUGUCCGGCCUGAAUACAAACACCAGAGUUUGUAAGCACUGAUCAGGCGUGCAGCUUGGUCUUGCUUCUCUACAUAGUAAGUGUGAUAACUAGGAACUGAAAGGCGGAUUCCUGAUGAAGAU
Molecule: messenger RNA, 1979 nt
Organism: Daucus carota subsp. sativus
Lineage: Eukaryota; Viridiplantae; Streptophyta; Magnoliopsida; Apiales; Apiaceae
Exons: 9
Coding region: 1551-1892 (113 amino acids)
Biological process (GO): transcription initiation at RNA polymerase III promoter
Cellular component (GO): RNA polymerase III complex
Molecular function (GO): nucleotide binding
Source: RefSeq, a predicted model, not a curated record